AUGACGACGACAUUCUUCAACAAGUAUUUCCCACACCAUAAGACCAACAAUUUGAAACGACAGAUCUCAAAUUUCGCUCAGAAGGAAAAUGAAACUCUCUAUCAAGCUUGGGAGCGUUUUAAAGAUCUGUUAAAUCUGUGUCCCCACCAUGGAUAUGAAAGUUGGCGCCUCGUAAGCUAUUUCUAUGAUGGACUCACAAUCCGAGAGUGCCAAUUUGUUGAGAUGAUGUGCAAUGGAGAUUUUCUCCAGAAGGAUCCUGACGAAGCUAUCGAGUACUUGAAUGAGUUAGCUGAGAAAGCUCAUACUUGGACUGGACCGAGUGCUACUGAGAGCACCGGUAGGUCCCGACCAGCUAGAGUUUAUCAAUUGAGGGAAGAGGAUAGCCUUAAGGCCCAAGUUGAAGCUUUGACAAAGCAAAUUGAGGCCCUCAAAAGUAAAGAUAGUAAAGGACCCAACAUGGUGGCAAGAACAGAGGCACAUGAGCUUUGUUUAGUUUGUGGUGGAAUGGGCCAUCUAGCUCAGGAUUGCCACACUUUAAGUGAAAUGAGAGGGGUAUACAAGGAGCAGUGCAACGCUUUGGGCGUAUAUGGAAAACCAUAUACACCUUUCUCGGAGACUUAUAAUCCUGGUUGGAAAAACCACCCGAAUUUCAGUUGGCGAGAUUCGAACCAACAAGCACAAUCAUCCGAAGGACAAUGGAGAUCAGAGCAACAAUCUCAACCACCAAGGACAUAUUUUGCGCCUCAGAAUAACAUACAGCCGAAAGGGAAUUCUCUAGAAGAUACCCUAAAAGCUUUUAUGGACACGCAAAAUAAGACGAAUCAAAGGGUUGAUUCGAUGCUCACACAGCUGGUGGAAGAGAACAAGGAAAUAAAAAGUCAUAUCACAAAGCUGAUAGAAGCUUUAACCGUUCAGGAGCGCGGUCAAAAUAUCAAGGAAGUUAAUGCCAUCUCUACUCGAAGUGCUAAGAAUUUAGACACGCCAUCGACAAGUAUAACCACUUCGAGUAAUGAACAAUCGGCUCAGGAGAAGGAAGAGCCAACUAAAAUUCCGGUGAAGGUGCCUUUUCCCCAAGCUCUCCGACCUGCUGGGAAAGUGCCGAAAAAUCAAAGUGAGAUCCUGGAGCACUUGACACAAUUGAAGAUCAAUCUUCCCUUACUACACGUGAUCAAGCAAGUGCCGGCCUAUGCCAAGGUUAUCAAGGAUCUGUGCACCAUAAAGAGAAAGCACCACAUCAAGAAGACUGCAUUCUUGACGGAACAAGUGAGCGCGGUGAUUGAGCAGAAAACACCACCGAAAUAUAAGGAUCCAGGUUGUCCUACCAUUUCUUGCGAGAUCGGGACACAUGAAUUCGGCCAAGCGUUACUAGACCUAGGAUCGAGCAUGAACCUCAUGCCUUAUUCGGUCUACUCACAAUUGGGUCUUGGAGAGAUUAAGCCCACAUUUGUGUUUCUGCAACUGGCCGAUAGAUCCAUUAAGAGACCACGGGGAAUAGUGGAAGAUGUUUUGUUGCAAGUUGACAAGUUUUAUUACCCCGUGGACUUUCUUGUCUUGGAUACACAAUCCGUGGUGGAUAUGGAGUCAUCCAUUCCCAUCAUUUUGGGAAGACCUUUUCUUGCCACAGCAAACGCACUUAUCAAUUGUAGGAAUGGUCUGAUGAAGAUAUCUUUCAGGAAUAUGACCCUUGAGGAGCUCCCAACAGAAGGAGAAAAACUGAAAUCAUCCACCGAGGAGGCUCCAAAAGUCAAGCUAGCCCGACCACCUAAGGGCUUAAAACAUGCAUUCUUGGGAGAUGAAGACACAUUCCCAGUCAUCAUCUCAUCUAAACUCGAUCCAUUGCAAGAACAACGAUUGAUCGACAUGCUGAAAGAGCGCAAUUCUAGGAUCAAGGUAAAAAUGAAAGCGGCUCAUGAUAAGCAGAUCCUAAGGAAGAAUUUCGAGCCAAAUCCAUGGGUUCAUCUCUAUGAUUCCCGUUUGCAUCUCCACCCCGGUAAGUUGAGGUCACGGUGGACUGGCAUGUUCGUAGUAAAACGCAUUUUUCCCAAUGGUGCUGUCGAGGUUAAGGACCCGACCGAUGGGAGAAUAUUUAAAGUAAAUGGCCAGCGUCUAAAAAAUUACUUAGAGCGGGUGAACCAGGUUGAAGAGAUCAUUCUCGACGACCCCGUUUACCAGCCCUGA
Molecule: messenger RNA, 2178 nt
Organism: Morus notabilis
Lineage: Eukaryota; Viridiplantae; Streptophyta; Magnoliopsida; Rosales; Moraceae
Exons: 3
Coding region: 1-2178 (725 amino acids)
Molecular function (GO): zinc ion binding; nucleic acid binding
Source: RefSeq, a predicted model, not a curated record